UGCUCACAUUUUCGUCUUUUCCUUGCACGAUUUUAUUUACCGCAGCAAAGUAAUACUUUUGCAUUUCUGACAAUCGCUCCCGACGUUUAUCCUCGAUCGGAAAAAUAGACGUCCGGAUUUAUCGGCCGCGUGAGGUCUCGCCGGAAGAUACGAGAAUGAGAUCUUGUACCGGAUAGCUCAUGGUAUCUUCCAGAGUAUGGCUUUCGCGACGCGGGGUUUGCGAGUUUUGUGUAAAAUAUACAAUGCAAACGCGGGAACGACAUGUUGCACCCUCCGACAGCCCGUCGGCCGAAUAUCGCUCGUUCAUUCGGCGCAAAAAUAUCGCUACAGUACAGAAACAACGGAUCGUCCAAAAAUCACUAGUAACCUAACUAAUAUACAGUCGUCGAUAAAUGAAGCUGAAUCGUUGGGGCAAGAAGUAGUGGCUCACAAAAAACAGAAUGAACAACAAAAGGAAGAUGAGGAGGAGAAGGCAAAUCGUGAGAGAUCGAAGAGAAUGAUGAACUAUGGGUUUGCAGCGUUUGGCGUGUUCAUGGGUAUUGGCUUCACUUAUUUAGUAUACGAAUUAGGAAGACCUAAUUAUGACGAACAUGGGAAUGCCAUCGAGGACGAAUUUUCCAAUUUACCGUUCUUUGAACAGAUCUACAAGAGGGUCAAGAGAGAGCUUAAUUAUUAUACAAGAUUAGUACAAGAACCCAGUAGGGAAAAGUUGUUACCUGAUCCAUUGAAACAUCCAUAUAUUCAGCCACCAUAUACUUUAGUUUUGGAAUUGACAGAUCUCCUGGUACAUCCAGAUUGGACAUACCAAACUGGAUGGAGAUUUAAAAAGCGGCCAGGAGUGGAUCAAUUUUUAGAAGCAGUUGCCCCGCCACAAUUUGAAAUUGUGAUUUAUACAGCUGAACAAGGAAUGACAGUAUUCCCUAUUUUGGAUGCACUCGAUCCAAAUGGAUAUAUAAUGUACAGAUUAGUUAGAGAUGCAACACGUUUUGUGGAUGGACAUCAUGUUAAAGAUUUGGCAGCUCUCAAUCGUGAUCUUAGUAAAGUUAUUGUUAUCGAUUGGAAUGAAAAGAGCGUAAAAUUACAUCCAGAAAAUGCAUUUAAACUUCCCCGAUGGUCAGGUAACGAUGACGACACUACGUUAUAUGACUUAGCGGCAUUCCUGAAGACAAUAUUAACAUCGAACGUGCAAGAUGUGAGAGAUGUAUUGAAUUAUUAUAGACAAUUUGAUAAUCCAUUGGAAAUGUUUAAAGAAAACCGACGAAAAUUUUUGCAGAUGCAAAUGGAGGAUGAACAAAACAAGCAACAAGACAGCAACAGAGUACUUAUCUCGAAAUGGAAACCAUCUUUCUUACGGAACCGCUAGUCAAAAUAAAUCAAUUACGUUGAAAUUUUAAAUUUGUAUAUUAUUUGAAUAUACUACACAUUCAGUCAUUUCAUCAAAACAUAUUAUACAUAAUGAUUAUGGUUCAAUUUUUAUUACAAUAAAAUAAACAAUGUUUCAAAAAUACA
Solenopsis invicta (red fire ant) is the source of this 1509-nucleotide messenger RNA. Its product is annotated as mitochondrial import inner membrane translocase subunit TIM50-C. The record is from RefSeq and is a predicted model, not a curated record. The coding region runs from base 197 to 1363 and encodes 388 amino acids. Gene Ontology annotation, molecular function: phosphoprotein phosphatase activity. The transcript has 8 exons. NCBI's taxonomy places the organism in Eukaryota, Metazoa, Arthropoda, Insecta, Hymenoptera, Formicidae.